UGAACUUCAAAGCAAAACAUGCACGGCUUUGAUAAGCUUAUCUUUUUAAUUCUUUUCGUAUUUUCCGUUUGCUCAUAUAAACUCCGAAGCAUCCGUGAUUUCUUUCCAGCGGAACUCUUGGUUAAAAAAAAUAAUUGUACCCACAAUUAAUUUUGUUUUUUCCGUAUUCCAUCGCAUACAUUUUGACUUACCUGCUUUUUAUCCUAGUCAAAUUUUUGUUACUGUUUGACGUCCACUCGCCUCUAAUCUCCACCGCUCUCUGCAUUUCCAGUGUGCAAUUCCCUCAUCCUGCAGGCGGACUGUUUAACGGGAUUCGGUUGUGCAGAAUCAUUUGAAAAAUGCCGCUGCGUUUGGACAUCAAACGGAAGUUGUCAUGUCGGUCGGAUCGUGUGAAGAGUGUGGACUUGCACCCGACCGAAUCCUGGAUGCUGGCCAGCCUGUACAAUGGUCAGGUGCACAUCUGGAACUACGAAUCACAGACGAUGGUGAAGACCUUCGAAGUGUGUGAUCUGCCCGUGAGGACCUCCAAGUUUGUUCCGCGCAAGAGCUGGGUGAUUACCGGCUCGGACGACAUGCAAAUCCGAGCCUUUAACUACAACACUUUGGAGCGUGUGCAUAAUUUUGAGGCGCAUUCCGACUACGUGCGCUGCUUGGCUGUUCACCCGACGCAACCGUUUCUCCUCAGCAGCAGCGACGAUAUGACCAUCAAAUUGUGGGACUGGGACAAGAAGUGGCAGUGCGCCCAGACUUUCGAAGGACACACGCAUUACGUGAUGCAGAUUGUCAUUAAUCCAAAAGACAACAACACCUUCGCUAGUGCGUCGCUUGAUCGAACGAUCAAGAUCUGGCAACUUGGAUCAUCGCAGCCAAACUACACACUGGAAGGUCAUGAAAAGGGUGUCAAUACAAUCGAUUACUAUUAUGGUGGUGAAAAACCGUAUUUGGUGAGCGGUGCUGACGACAAACUGGUGAAAAUUUGGGAUUAUCAGAACAAAAACUGCGUUCAAACGCUAACCGGACAUGCGCAGAAUAUUUCGGCUGUUGCCUUCCAUCCUGAUUUGCCGAUCAUUUUGACUGGAUCCGAAGACGGAACUGUUCGAGUGUGGCAUGCGAACACAUACCGCCUUGAAACCACCUUGAAUUACGGCCUAGAGAGAGUGUGGGCCAUUAAUUGUUUAAAGGGAUCCAACAGCAUUGCCAUCGGUUAUGACGAAGGCAGUGUCGUUCUCAAGCUUGGACGCGAGGAACCAGCUGUUUCGAUGGAUAACAGUGGUAAAAUUGUAUGGGCAAAGCAUUCCGAAAUUCAGCAGGCCAACCUCAAAACUGUUGGCGAUGCCGAGAUUAAAGACGGUGAACGUUUGCCACUGACUGUGAAGGAUAUGGGCGGGUGUGAAAUUUACCCACAAACCAUUGCUCAUAGUCCUAAUGGCCGAUUUGUUGUGGUUUGUGGAGAUGGCGAGUUUAUUAUAUAUACUGCCAUGGCUCUGCGCAAUAAAAGUUUUGGACCGGCCCAGGAAUUCGUAUGGUCGCAAGAUUCGUCAGGAUAUGCCAUUCGGGAGAGCAGCGUUUCGUUGAAAUUAUUUAAAAACUUCAAAGAAACGAAAUCGUUUAAGCCGGAUUAUGGGGCCGAUGGAAUUUUCGGUGGGACGCUGCUCGGUGUAAAAGCGGCUAAUAGUCUUGCUUUCUACGACUGGGAAAGCAACCAGAUGAUACGUCGGAUCGAAAUCCAGGCCAAGGGGGUGUAUUGGGCGGAAAACGGCGAGCACAUCGCCAUUGCUACUGAUGAUAGCUAUUUUGUGCUAAAAUACGACGCCAAGGCUGUGGCUGCUUUCCUGCAACGUGGAGAUGCUGUACCGGAAGACGGUGUUGAGGAAGCAUUUAGCGUCGUCGGUGAUGUCCAGGAAACAAUAAAAACCGGUUUUUGGAUUGGAGAUUGCUUUAUCUAUACGAAUACCGUGAACAGAUUGAAUUACUACGUCGGUGGAGAAAUCGUUACCAUUGCACAUUUAGAUCGAACAAUGUAUCUGAUCGGGUACAUUCCGAAGGAAAACCGAAUCUACCUUGUCGAUAAAGAUUUGAAUGUCGUUAGUUAUCUUUGCUUGCUUUCCGUUCUGGAAUACCAGACAGCCGUAAUGCGGCGAGAUUUUGCCACGGCUGACCGAGUCUUGCCAACAGUACCCAAGGAACAACGAACCAGAGUGGCCCAGUUUUUGGAAAAACAGGGCUUUAAAUCACAAGCUCUGGCGGUCACGACUGAUCCUGAACACAAAUUUGAACUUGCUCUGCAACUCAAAGAUUUGAAAACGGUUUAUGAUCUCGCGAAAGAAUCAGAAUCUAUCCAUAAAUGGAAACAACUAGGCGCCAUUGCGUUGAAAUCCGCCGAUCUGCAUUUGGCUGAAGAAUGCAUGAUUCACGCAGAAGAUUACACUGGGUUGCUCUUGUUAGCUCAGUGUUCGGGCAAUUUGGAAUUGAUGAAACGCUUGGCUUCGAUGGCCGAUGAGAAGCAACAGUAUAACAUUGCCUUUACGUCGUAUUGGAGUUUGGGGAAGCUUGAAAACUGUUUGGAAAUUUUGAUCAAGUCAGACAGAUUACCGGAAGCAGCAUUCUUUGCGAAAACGUAUGUUCCGAGCCAUAUUAACAGAGUAUUGGCCAUUUGGAAGGAGAAGAUGGGCCGAAAGAAUGCCAAGGCUGCCCAGGCGUUGGCUGACCCGAUUCAGUAUCCCAAUUUAUUUGGAAACUUCGAGGAUGGUCUCAAAGCAGAACAGUUUUACACUCGUGAACGGCAAAACCUUGUGCCAGCGAACCGGUAUAAUUCUCUCCCGAAAGUUGACGAGAGGAAUUUGGUGGACGAAAUGCAAAAAGCUGCCGAAUCUGGGCGUUUUGUAUACGAUCCUGAUGCAGCGCCAGCCAAAGCUGAUAAUGUUGAAACAUUAACGGAAGGAACAAAAUCUGAGGAUGGAACAUAUAGUUCGCAUGAUCAUGAAGAGAAAUUUGAAACUCCUUCGCUACGCCGUCCUGUGGAAACGGAGACCAUGGUGAGACACGCAUCACCGGUACAAAAUCCUACCCGUGCCACGGUUAAUGGGGGCGACAAUUAUGAUAUUAACCAGCUCGAAACCGAGCUGGAAGAAUUGGAUUUUACGCAUAAUGCCGAAAACCAUAUCGAACUGGACGAAGACGACCAGAGCUUAAUUUAAGCAUUGGUAAAGAGUUUACGCAUUUUUUAUAUUUGUCUUUGCGCUGCUACAUUUGUAAUUGUCGUAUGAGGUACCCGAACACCAGAAUUCCAUGCUGUUCUCUUACAUUCAGCAAAUUUUAUUCUGUCCGCUAUGCGAAUUGUGCUUCUUUUGAUUUCUGUCAGAUGGGGUUUCGUACUCUCUAAUUAUAAACUAUUUAUGUUAUUUAAAGUGUUGCACCACAUGG
Paramacrobiotus metropolitanus is the source of this 3423-nucleotide messenger RNA. RefSeq names its product coatomer subunit beta'-like. The transcript has 19 exons. Gene Ontology annotation, molecular function: protein binding; structural molecule activity. NCBI's taxonomy places the organism in Eukaryota, Metazoa, Tardigrada, Eutardigrada, Parachela, Macrobiotidae. Gene Ontology annotation, cellular component: COPI vesicle coat. Gene Ontology annotation, biological process: retrograde vesicle-mediated transport, Golgi to endoplasmic reticulum; intracellular protein transport; endoplasmic reticulum to Golgi vesicle-mediated transport. The record is from RefSeq and is a predicted model, not a curated record. The coding region runs from base 339 to 3197 and encodes 952 amino acids.